This is a messenger RNA of Triticum urartu, 1595 nucleotides long. Its product is annotated as putative B3 domain-containing protein Os03g0619850. The record is from RefSeq and is a predicted model, not a curated record. NCBI's taxonomy places the organism in Eukaryota, Viridiplantae, Streptophyta, Magnoliopsida, Poales, Poaceae. Gene Ontology annotation, molecular function: DNA binding.
CCCCGAGCUCUGUUCCUUCCUCCCCUGUUUCUUUUCCAUUCGAUCGAGCGCAGCCAAUGGCGAACUAGGGUUUCGGCCCCUCCGCCAACCAACGGCUCCGGCGAGCGACGGACGAGCGACGGACGGGCUUAGCCAGAUGGGGAGAAAUCAGUGGGGAAAUGGCUUCCUUUUCUUGAUUUCUGUGGUCGCUGUCCACCAGGCCGGAGCGGCGGCGGUUGCAAGAGCAGAGGAGCUGUGCCAUGUGGUGGCGGCAUUACCCCCGCAACCACGUCGGCGAUGACAAGACGCAGUUCGUCGCCGUGGCUACGGGUGGUUUCAGGCACAGCAUGUGCAUACCGCAGGAGGUUGGAAAUCAUUUGGGGAGCAUGAUCUCGGAGACCAUCAAACUAGAAGCUCCUAAUGGCAUAUUCCAUAUUGGAGUGUGUAGAAGAAAGACGGGUGAGCUAGUUCUUCGGGCUGGCUGGGAUAAGUUUGUCGCAGUGCAUCACAUAGAAGAAAAUUAUUCUUUUUGGUUUGUGUACCGUGGGAACUCUACCUUUAAGGUUCAUAUAUUCAAUUCUAACGGUCGUGAGAAGGCUACUUUCUGUUCUAAACCACCUUCUGAGAGCUUUGGUGGUGUUCCACCUGCCGCAACUUGCGAUCAUCAUGUGCUGAAUGAACAAGUACCGUCUGUUUCUGGAAAUGUUCAGACCUCAACUGACUCUGGCUAUAGCAUGUUACCUGGCUGCCAUCUAACCAAAGCACAAGAUGAGAAAGUACGUGAACUAGCUUGUACCAUGAGAUCUCAAGUUCCCCUUUAUGUGGCAGUCAUGAACAAAAGCAAUGUCAACUUGAAGGAUUGCUCUGUUAACCUACCGUUAAAGCUUGUGGAACAUUUCAAGGAGGACACAUCUAAAGCUACUAUUCAACUAGAAGCCCCUAAUGACAUGAUAUAUGGUGUUGAAGCUUGCAAGCAUGGUGAUGAUCAAAUAGUCCUCCAAUAUGGGUGGAAUAAUCUUGUACUCCCUCUGUAAACUAAUAUAAGAGCAUUUAGAACACUACUUUAGUGAUCUAAACGCUCUUAUAUUAGUUUACAGAGGGAGUAGAUGCUAAUCGCAUACAAGAGAAUGACCUCCUUGUUUUUAUAACCAAGGGUAAAAAACGCCUUGAAGUUCGUAUUCUUGGCACAAGUGUUCAUCAGAGAACCUCUUCAUGCUUUGACACGAGAAAUAUUUCUAGUACUCAAGAAAUUCGUGAAGAUUCACUUGAAAUAACUGAUCCACCCCUUCAUACAGACUACUAUGCGAGUAGUUCUGAUGAUGAUCACAUUAUGGAAGAAGGAUACUAUGUGAGUAGUUCUGAUGAUGAUCACAUUGCGGAAGAAGACUAUGUGAGUAGUUCUGAUGAUGAUCACAUUGUGGAAGAAGGCACUAGAAAAUCAUGUGUUCUGGGAUGGGUUGGAGUCUAGCCUGCCUCUAGUUAGUGGUACUGUGUGAUGCUCAGAUGCAUAUUGUUAGUGGUUUCUUUCGUCCCCGGUCCUAGUUUGCUCAGGUGUUCAUUUCUAAUCCGAAUUGGCACCGGUAUGAAAGAAAGACGAAUCAUGUGUUGUUGAUUAA